Molecule: messenger RNA, 4443 nt
Organism: Peromyscus maniculatus bairdii (prairie deer mouse)
Lineage: Eukaryota; Metazoa; Chordata; Mammalia; Rodentia; Cricetidae
Gene: Znf606
Product: zinc finger protein 606
Biological process (GO): regulation of transcription by RNA polymerase II
Molecular function (GO): DNA-binding transcription factor activity, RNA polymerase II-specific; RNA polymerase II cis-regulatory region sequence-specific DNA binding
Source: RefSeq, a predicted model, not a curated record
CCCCGUGCAGCAGCCCCGAGCCCGCUCAGCCGCCCCGCAGGGUCGGGGCUGGUGGCUGCGAGCCAGGUUGGUAAUUUCAGUGCUGGGCAGGACCCUGUUUGAUCCUCAGGGAUGGCAGCCAUCAACCCAUGGCCCUCCUGGGGUACCCUCAUGGACCAGUCUUGGGGGAUGGGGGCUGCUGACUCUGCUAUUUCCUGGGCUCUGUGCCCUCAGGAUCCAGCAUGGUACAUAGAGGGAAGCCCUGAGGACGAGGGAAGAAGGGCGGCUGGGCUCCUAGCAGCCCAAGUCCAGGAACCAGUGACUUUCAAGGAUGUGGCUGUGGCCUUCACCCAAGAAGAAUGGGGGCAGCUAGACAUUGUUCAGAGGACUCUGUACCGUGACGUGAUGCUGGAGACCUAUGGACACCUACUCUCUGUGGGGAAUCAGAUUGCUAAGCCUGAAGUCAUCUCCCUUUUGGAACAAGGAGAAGAGCCAUGGUCAGUAGAGCAAGCAUAUCCUCAAAGCACUUGUCCAGAGUGGAUGAGAAAUGUUGAAAGCAAAGCAUUGGUUCCAGCACAGAGUGUUUUCGAGGAAGAACAAUCCAAUGGAAUGGCAUUACAAAGAUAUAUAUGGAAUGACCCUUGGCUCUCCAGGCUAGGAGUUUUGGGAUGUAAAGACCAAUUAGAAAUGUAUCAUAUGAAUCAGAGUACAGGUAUGAGGCAAAUGGUCUUCAUGCAAAAACAAGUACUUUCUCAAAGAGGUUCUGAAUUCUGUGAUCUUGGCACAGAGUACAGCCAAAGCUUAAACUUGGUUCCAUCUCAGAGAAUUCCUCAGUUAGAACAUUUCUAUAAACCUGAUGCACAUCUUGAAAGUUGGAGAUGUAAUUCAGCUAUAAUGUAUGCAGAUAAAGUUACCUGUGUAAAUAAUGAUUAUGACAAAGCCUUCUGCCAGUCUCUUCAGCCUGUUUACCCCGUCGGAAUGCAAACUGGAGAUCAUCUGUUCAAAUGUACUGAUGCUGUGAAGUCUUUCAAUCAUAUUAUACAUUUUGGCAAUCAUAAAGCAGUACAUACAGGAGAAAAACUCUAUGAAUAUAAGGAAUGCCAUCAAAUCUUUAACCAGAGCCCAUCAGUUACUGAACACCCAAGACUUCAAAUUGGAGGAAACCAGUAUGACUAUAAAGAGUAUGAGAAUAUCUUCUACUUCUCAUCUUUUAUGGAACAUCAAAAAAUUGGUAGUGUAGAGAAAGCAUAUAAAUACAAUGAAUGGGAGAAAGUCUUUGGGUAUGACUCAUUACUUGCUCAACAUACAAGCACUUAUACUGCAGAGAAGCCCUAUGAAUAUAACAAAUGUGGAACAUCUUUUAUUUGGAGCUCUUACCUUAUUCAGCAUAAGAAAACUCAUACUGGAGAGAAACCCUAUGAAUGUGAGAAAUGUGGAAAAGUUUUUAGGAAUCGCUCAGCCCUUACUAAACAUGAACGGACUCACACUGGAAUAAAACCCUAUGAAUGUAACAAAUGUGGGAAAGCCUUCAGUUGGAAUUCUCAUCUUAUUGUACACACAAGAAUCCAUACAGGAGAAAAACCUUACGUUUGUAAUGAAUGUGGGAAAUCUUUCAACUGGAACUCCCAUCUUAUUGGACAUCAGAGAACUCAUACUGGAGAGAAACCUUUUGAGUGUACUGAAUGUGGGAAGUCUUUUAGCUGGAGUUCCCAUCUUAUUGCCCAUAUGCGAAUGCAUACUGGAGAGAAACCCUUUAAAUGUGAUGAAUGUGAAAAAGCUUUUAGGGAUUAUUCAGCCCUUAGUAAACAUGAAAGAACUCACUCUGGAGCAAAACCAUAUAAAUGUACUGAGUGUGGAAAGUCCUUCAGUUGGAGUUCGCAUCUUAUUGCUCACCAGAGAACUCACACGGGAGAGAAACCUUAUAACUGUCAAGAAUGUGGCAAAGCUUUCAGAGAACGCUCAGCCCUUACUAAACAUGAAAUUAUUCAUUCUGGAAUUAAGCCCUAUGAAUGUAAUAAAUGUGGGAAAUCUUGUAGCCAGAUGGCUCAUCUUGUUAGGCAUCAAAGGACUCAUACUGGAGAAAAACCCUAUGAAUGCAAUAAAUGUGGAAAAUCCUUUAGUCAGAGCUGUCACCUUGUUGCCCACCGGAGAAUUCACACUGGUGAGAAACCCUAUAAAUGUAAUCAAUGUGAAAGGUCCUUUAAUUGUAGCUCUCACCUCAUUGCACACCGGAGAACUCAUACUGGAGAGAAACCAUACAGGUGUAAUGAAUGUGGGAAGGCAUUUAAUGAGAGUUCUUCCCUUAUUGUACACUUAAGAAACCAUACUGGAGAGAAACCCUACAAAUGUAAUCACUGUGAAAAAGCUUUCUGUAAGAAUUCUUCUCUGAUUAUCCAUCAGAGAAUGCAUAGUGGAGAGAAACGCUUUAUAUGCAAUCAGUGUGGAAGAGCCUUUAGUGGUCAUUCAGCCUUACUUCAGCAUCAGAGAAAUCAUAGUGAAGAGAAAUUGUAACUGAAUUGGUCAGAGACAUUUCUUUUACUGUGUUUGACAACAUACAAUAAAAACAUGCAACAUUGGGAGGAGAUAAAAAGCCUAUAAGUAUUACCAACAAGGAAAAUUUUCACUAAGAAUUCAGUAAGACUGUCUUUAUUGUUAUACGACAGGAAAUCUCUUCCUGGAAGAAACCUUAUGAGUGACAUGAGUGAAAAGACUAGGGAAAACCUUUCGGCAGUUAUGUAACCCCUAUGCAGUGUCAGAAAAUUAUAGAUAAAAGCUCUUAAGCUUCUUAUAUGGUCCACAAGGAAUCCAUAUUUGAGGAACAUGAUUGGGGGAAUGAGACAUUCUAACAAGAGUUCUUAUUUGUAGAUCAGUGUGCAUUAUUUAGGGCAAAGUCUUAUGCCAAGAAUAGUGUUUUGACUGGAAAGAUUCUGCCUAGAAUGUUAGAUGGAAAGCUUUACGUUAACAUUUUGUGCAUAAUUAUAGAAACAGAUUUUGCUAUUACAAAGGGAGGGUCUAGGUACUCUUUAAGGGAUAGAAUGUGGAAUAGUAAAUCUGAAUCUAAGAAAAAAACUAGUGCAGUAUUGAGUAGAAUAUUUACUGUUGAUCAAGGUUAACCUCUUUAGAAAAAAGGAGGUCACUAAUGAUAGAAGAUAGAAAGGCUGUUGCCUAGAAAGAUGAGACUGAGUUUUGAAAUAGAAAGUAUUUAGCUAAUAAUCUAAUGUGUCAGUGUCCAUUGGUACUUAUCAAUGAAUUGUUGGGCAGUUAGUUUAUAAUUCUUUUAGGCAAUCACUAUAAAUUGUGGACACUGGCAAUGUAUGUAACAGAGUGAACAACCAUAAGAAGGACCCAAUUGUAUAUAAAUAUCUAUUGUAACAUCAAAAAAAGUGUGUUUGGAGAAAGACCUCUUAGAUCUAUGGAGAAAUUAAUCCAGUUAAUUUGUUUUUUAUUUAUUUAUUUUUAGUUUAGUUUUUGUUUUUGUUUUACAAAUACAUAAGCACUUACAAUGUGCUAGGCUUCAUUUUAAAUGCUUUUAAAAAAUAUUAACUUGUUCAAUUCCCUUAAUUCUAUAAAGUAGGCAUUGUUGCUAUCCCAGUUUUACAAAUGGAUAAGUAGAAGCAGAGAUAUUGAGUAACUUACCCAAGGGACACAUCUAGUAAGGAGUACAGUUGAGAUUGUUUGACUCUAGAGUUUGUGUUUUUAACCACUGUGUUUUCUCACUCACUUUUGUUCAGUGUUUUUAUAAAGAUUUAAUAAUAAAAUUCAAGAAAAUUCUAAGUAAUGAAAAGUGAAGUUUCCUGGUUCCUGUGUCCUGAGGGAAUUUCGCUAACAUGUGAACCCAGAUUUCUUUGGAAUAUGAACAACUCUGAGAAGGAUAUAGGACACCACUGGAUCCUGGGUUCCAUAGAAUUCCAUGGCUCACAGCUUUGAGGGUUACAGACAGCAGGGCAUUGUGAACUUGAGUACUUGUAAGGACUGUCCCAUGUGGGUUCAGAAAUUCUCCUGAUAAAGCAGAAGCAAGGCUAUUUGUUCUUUGACAUGUUGGAAAUUAGCGCCCAUUAGGACACCAGUUUUCAAGGUUUCCUCUGAGUUCAUUGUUAGCCUUUUCCUUAUCUUCUCUGCAUGAAAAGAUUGCUUGAUAGGAGGGAGGAUUCGGGAAGAGAGUUCUGCCUGAGUCCAUCACCGGUGGUGAGGAAGUUCCUUUAAAGGAGAAAAGGAGCACAUGGAAUUCAAGGACUCAGGCAAGGAUCAUUUCUGGAUAUGCUUCAAAGGUAUUGGGUAGAAAUUUGCAGCACAUAAGAUUCAUCUAGCCCUCAAGGGUCCAGGACUUCCUAGUGGUGAGACGUAGUGUUAAAAUUCUGUGUUCACUUCUGACUCUUACAGCUUUAGGCAACUUGGGAUGUAACAUUUAGUGCUCUCCUUUGCAGGAUUUGAUAGUCUCUUAAUAAAUAUCAUAGGAAAAAGUAA